Molecule: messenger RNA, 282 nt
Organism: Striga hermonthica
Lineage: Eukaryota; Viridiplantae; Streptophyta; Magnoliopsida; Lamiales; Orobanchaceae
Source: the annotation of a GenBank genome assembly
AUGGCUGCAAUUUGGAAAAUUCUGCUGGGUCUCGUCGCCGUAGCGUCACUUUUAGCCUCCCAGGCGUCGGCCGGCGGGGACCGCGAGGCGGCGGUCGGGUUUCCGGUGAUAUCCGGCUGCAGCGGAACCGUCGGCGAGUGCCUCGAGGACGAGGACGAGGAGUUCGCAUGGAUAAAUUUCGAGCAGCCAAACGGUUAUGGGCAAGCUGGGCAAGCUGACCGGGGCAAACAAACAUUGGGCACCAAGGUAUUCCCUAUAAAAGGGGUUAAGAUACAACCGUGA